AAACAAACCACUAAGUUAAAUUAGAAACAAGUUAAUUUUGAAGAUUAGAGUUGCAUGUGGGUAUCAAGUUACCAGACGUGCCCAGGCAGAUGCAGAGCACGAAGAAUCGGGUUAUGAGAUCCUACACACAUCAGUGAGAACACAGAUGGAACUGGGGAUUGUGGUGCGUGAGAUUCUCAAAGAGAGACCUCAUUUAAAAGUAAAUGCAGUCCUACACCGUCAGAAGAUUUGAAUGUGCCCGAAGACAAGUGUGAAAGCAGACUAAUUAAUCGUCACCCUGUAGCACCGGAAUAUCUUGUCAACACCUCAAACUGAACGACAUGUCUUCUAAAGAUCCCUACCAGUACAUAAUAGUGGAACACCAGUAUUGUCAUAAGUUCAAAGUGACUGUGUUACGAGCCGAACAUGUCACUAAGGGAGCUAUUGGCGACUUGCUUGAUACUCCUGACCCCUACGUUGAACUCUUCAUCUCCACGGCUCCAGAAAGCAGGAGGAGGACAAGGCAUAUUAACAACGAUGUCAAUCCCAAGUGGAAUGAGUCAUAUGAGUUCAUACUGGAUCCAAACCAGGAAAAUAUACUUGAGAUCACUCUAAUGGAUGCUAACUACGUUAUGGACGAGACUCUGGGCAGCGCGACAUUCCCCAUCUGCGGCGAAACAAUCCUAGUUGGGCAAACAAAGGAGGUGCCAUUCCUCAUCGGCAAAGUUACAAAAGUGUUUCUAGAGAUGACCCUUGAGGUGUGCUCAUCCACGGACCUGCGCUUCAGCAUGGCGCUGUGUGACAAAGAGAAGAUGUUCCGGCAGAAGCGCAAGGAGCGAGUGAUGCUGGGUAUAAAGAACCUCCUGAGAAUGGAGAAGGGUCGCUGUCUUCCAUCAUCACCUCGGGAUGUGCCAGUAGUUGCUGUACUGGGCUCUGGAGGUGGAUUUCGAGCCAUGGUGGGGUUCUCUGGGGUGAUGAAGGCUCUCUAUGAAUCUGGGGUUCUGGACUGUGUUACAUAUGUUGCGGGACUGUCAGGAUCCACAUGGUACAUGUCAACGCUGUAUUCUCACCCGGACUUCCCGACGAAAGGGCCACAGGAGAUCAACCAGGAGCUGAUGAAACGCGUCAGCAGCAACCCGCUUUUCCUGCUCCGGCCGCAGAAUAUCAAACGCUACAUCGAGGCUCUGUGGAAGAAGAAGGCCUGCGGACAGCCAGUCACCUUCACUGACAUCUUCGGCAUGCUCAUUGGGGAGACCCUCAUCCACGAUAGAAUGAACUUUAAAAUGAGCCACAUGCAGGACAAGAUCAAUGAAGGACAGAGUCCUCUGCCAUUAUUCACCUGUCUGCAUGUCAAGCCUGAUGUCUCAGAGCUCAUGUUUGCAGAUUGGGUAGAGUUCAGCCCCUAUGAGAUUGGAAUGGCUAAGUAUGGGACAUUCAUGCCUCCUGAUAUGUUUGGAAGCAAAUUCUUCAUGGGAACGGUGGUGACAAAAUACGAGGAGAACCCCCUGCACUUCCUCAUGGGUAUAUGGGGCAGCGCUUUCUCCAUUCUCAUCAACAGAGUGCUGGGUGUCUCCAGCUCAGACAACUCAGGAUCCACCAUGGAGGAGGAGCUUGAAAAUAUUAAGCCUCAGCACAUCGUGGGAGAGGACGGUCUGGACGGUGAAGAAGAACCUCGCAAAGUAGGAUCAGAGAACCUGGAGGAGGAGGAGGAGUACCAGAAAAAAGCACAGGCCAGCUGGGUUCAGCGCAUGUUCACUGCAAUGAUCAGCGACUCCACCCUCUUCAACACUCGUGAGGGGCGGGCCGGCAAAGUGCACAACUUCAUGCUGGGCCUCAACCUCAACACUGCCCUCACCUACUCCCCCUUCAGAGACCUCAUGUACCAGAACUCUGUGGAGGAGGAGCAAUCUGUGGUAACAGAUCCAGACGAGUUUGACCAGAUCUACGAGCCCCUGGAUGUAAAGAGUAAGAAGAUCCACGUGGUGGACAGCGGACUGACCUUUAACCUGCCGUACCCCCUGAUCCUGCGACCCCAGCGAGGGGUCGAUCUCAUUAUCUCCUUCGACUUUUCUGCUCGGCCAAGUGACUCCAGCCCGCCCUUCAAGGAGAUUUUGCUGGCAGAAAAAUGGGCCAAAAUGAACAAACUGCCCUUUCCCAAGAUCGACCCCAAAGUGUUUGACAGAGAAGGCCUGAAGGAAUGCUAUGUGUUCAAGCCUGAGAAAGGCUACAAAAACUGCCCAACAGUCAUCCACUUUGUGCUAGCCAACAUCAAUUUCACUAACUUUAAGGCUCCAGGCGUACCGAGAGAAACCCAGAAAGAGAAGGAAUAUGGUGAGUUUGAUAUCUUUGAUGAUCCUGAAUCGCCGUACUCCACCUUCAAUUUCCGGUACUCCAACCAAGCGUUCAAACAGCUGCACGAUCUGAUGGAGUUCAACACGCUCAACAACAUUGAAGUGAUAAAAGAAGCUAUCAUUGAUAGUAUUAAAUUCAGGAAGGAGAAUCCAUCCCGCUGCUCUGUGUCUCUCAACGAUAUUGGAUCCGGAAAGUAUUUCAAUAAAGAACCCCACGGCAAACUCCACACCUAACAAAGCCACUUCCAACGAGAAGGGCUGUACCAGCUGUGCUUGUCAUUGCAUCUCAUCAGCACGUUAUCAGAUACAUCUACAGUAUGCAUGAUAGAAUCUGAAUAUUAGCAGAAGAGGUGUCUGAAAUACUUAGAUAGAGGUGGAUAUUCUGUGUUCCGGGUGAUCAUGGUAACAAGCCACAUCAUGGUGCAAGUCAUUUGGCUGGUUCCGCAGACCCCAAAGCACUAAUCUUGGACUACCUAAUGUUACUGCAGAUAAAGUGGUCUGUGAAGCCAGCUGAUUUAAGCAUGGUACAAUUAGUAAACCCAAAUCAGGCUGAACUGUGCAUCGUCAUUUGCAUUACUAAACAGUUGAUGUUGUGAUGUUAUGACAGAAGUGCAUAGAUAUAUAUUUUCUCUAGCUGAAUUUUUUUGUUCUGGAAAAUGUUUUUUUCCAGUGUGGGUUUUAUAAAGGCAGACCUUUUUUUUUUUUUUCCUAGGAAGAAAACAUGUGAUAAAACAGUCACAGUUAUAACUAACUUAUAAAAUAAGAAAAAGAAGAAAAAAAGCAAGAGUGCAUUACAAAGAGACUGGACAGUUUAUUUAUGAAUAGAUUUGUAGUUUGGAUUGCAGAACUGGACCUAAAAACAAUUGUGACAUCAUAACAAGCUACAAAACCUUCCUGGAAAUUAAAUGUAUCUGAAUUUCAUAUUCAUCAUCCCAUGCAAAAAAAAAUAAUAAAAUACUUAUUACAUUCCUAUGGGAUCAUGUGAUUGGGACUUCUUUAUCUUACCACAAGUCUAUUUGUAGUAUUUUAACCCAGUGUAGUUUAUGUGUACUGCAUGGUCAUUUUACAGAUGAGAGUGGAUGUUCUAAUCUGAAGUAUGGUCAUGGUAAGCGUUGUCUGAUUAUUUAAUGAUUUGUGAUAUUUUGUACUUGAUGCUUGGUUGCUAUAGUAAUCCGUAGUUCAUGAUCUUGUCUCAGCAUACUCAGCAUUUUAGGGCUAACACUAGGAUAUCUGCAUGCAAUGCAUAUAUUUGUUUGUGGUGUGAACAGCAUGGUUUUAUAUUUCUUUUUAUAUCUUUGUAGAGACUGUUUUUGGCUGUUUUUCCCCAAAUGUGAACUUGAAGGUUGGGGUUCCUCUACUUGUUUCUGGAUAAAAAGUGAAUUGUUGCAUCAUAACACAGGUCCAGUAGAGUAAUUUGGUUUCCUUCAAAGGAUGAGGCUGAGGCUUAUCAGAAUGAGGCAGAAUGCCCUGCAUUAUUGCAACCUACACUAAACCGUACUGGAACAGAACGUGCUGCAUUGAGACCACAGAGUGAGUUCCGACCAUCAAAUUUGCAUUCCACAAAUUCAACGUAUUUUCUUUCUUUUAUUUUUAACUUUUAAAAUGUGUGAGUGGAAGACAAUCAGCCAGGACCGAUCUGAGCAUUGGGAGCUGUUGGGGGGUCCAGUUUAGUCUUUGAUUGAAAGGUUGUCCUAUCCAACUAUCUGUAUCAGAACAAAGCAGUAUAUGUCA
Molecule: messenger RNA, 4061 nt
Organism: Polyodon spathula (Mississippi paddlefish)
Lineage: Eukaryota; Metazoa; Chordata; Actinopteri; Acipenseriformes; Polyodontidae
Product: cytosolic phospholipase A2-like
Exons: 18
Coding region: 321-2564 (747 amino acids)
Biological process (GO): glycerophospholipid catabolic process
Cellular component (GO): cytosol; nucleus; endoplasmic reticulum
Molecular function (GO): calcium-dependent phospholipid binding; calcium ion binding
Source: RefSeq, a predicted model, not a curated record